Molecule: messenger RNA, 2355 nt
Organism: Ornithodoros turicata
Lineage: Eukaryota; Metazoa; Arthropoda; Arachnida; Ixodida; Argasidae
Product: cysteine desulfurase-like
Exons: 1
Coding region: 115-1455 (446 amino acids)
Biological process (GO): [2Fe-2S] cluster assembly
Cellular component (GO): mitochondrion; cytosol; nucleus
Molecular function (GO): pyridoxal phosphate binding; cysteine desulfurase activity
Source: RefSeq, a predicted model, not a curated record
AUGGUGGUAGGAUUAGCGCUAUCUCCUUAACUUCAAUGGCAGCGUGCAUGUUUCUGAUUUCGCGCACGACGUAGUGUGUCGCAUUACGAUAACAACAUCACCUGCUUCGUGAUCAUGUCGCGUCUUUUGCGUCAUUUGUCGAUUCUUGUUCCAAAACCACGAAUUUCUGCUCGUGAGCUGUGUUCAAUUCCCUCUAAGCUUCUUGGAGAAGAUGCUGUCGAGCAAGCUGAAGAACAGCAGCAGCAGCUCCGUCCUCUGUAUAUGGACGUACAGGCCACCACGCCGCUGGAUCCGCGUGUUCUUGACGCAAUGCUCCCGUACCUGAUCACGAACUUCGGUAACCCACAUUCGCGCACACAUGCUUACGGCUGGGAAAGUGAAGCUGCCAUGGAGAAAGCGCGUUCCCAAGUCGCCGACAUCAUCGGUGCCCAACCGAAAGAAAUAAUUUUCACCAGCGGUGCUACAGAAUCAAACAAUAUUUGCAUAAAAGGUGUGGCACGCUUUUACGCCGAGAAAAAGAAACACGUUGUCACCACCCAGACUGAGCACAAGUGCGUUCUAGACUCGUGUCGCGCACUGGAAGCUGAGGGCUUCGAGAUCACCUACUUACCGGUUCAGAAGAACGGUCUUGUCGACCUCAAUGAACUUGAGGCCGCUCUCCGACCAGACACUGUGCUCGUGUCAGUCAUGGCAAUUAACAACGAAAUUGGGGUCAUCCAGCCUAUAGCGGCCAUUGGUAAUUUAUGCCGCGAACGCCGCAUUUUCUUCCACACAGACGCUGCGCAAGCUGUGGGCAAGAUACCGCUCAGCGUGGACGACAUGAAGAUCGACCUCAUGUCCAUCAGUGGACAUAAGCUAUACGGACCCAAAGGUGUUGGAGCUCUCUACCUGCGCAGGAGACCCAGGGUUCGAGUGGAAGCUCUUCAAAGUGGAGGAGGCCAAGAACGUGGUAUACGCAGUGGGACGGUACCCACACCACUGGUAGUCGGUCUGGGUGCUGCCUGCGAAUUGGCCGCACGUGAGAUGGCCUACGAUCACAGGCACGUAGCGCGUCUCGCAGACCUCCUGGUUUCGCUCAUAACCAGAGAACUGACUCACGUGGUGCGCAAUGGCGAUCCACACGAGACCUACCCGGGCUGCGUCAACCUCUCGUUUUCAACUGUCGAAGGUGAAAGUCUGCUAAUGGCACUCAAGGAUGUGGCUCUGUCGUCGGGGUCAGCGUGCACGUCUGCUUCCUUGGAGCCAUCCUACGUCCUGCGGGCCAUCGGGGCUGACGAGGAUCUAGCUCACUCGUCCAUCCGCUUCGGGCUCGGACGUUUCACCUCGGAAGAGGAAGUGGUGUACACCGCUCGCAAGUGUGUGGAAGAAGUACGGAAGUUGAGAGAGAUGAGUCCAUUGUGGGAGAUGCUUCAAGACGGAAUCGACAUCAAGUCAAUCCAAUGGACGCAGCACUGAGCUAGAGAUCGGAGAUCAUAGACUGUACAUACAGACACCAUGAAAGCUGUCAUGGAAGAGGAACAGAAGCUGCUCGCCCAUCCUUCUUUGCGUAGUGUGGCCUUGUGGGUCCUUGUAAGAGACAGAAAUGCAUCCGCUUGACUUUGAUUACAAAUUCGAGUCAGAAUGGACGUGCAAUAGGCUCGUAAUAGGUGGAGCGCAUGCGGUAAUAAAAAAUAUUCGACGUUCCUUUUAGAAAGGUCAAAAUUAUUAUGUGCUGCUUUAACAUAAAAUGUUGUAUGUCAAAGAUGAUGAAAGGCAGAUUCACACUGCUGUGUUUCAAUACAUGCAGUAGCGUAUGGCGCGAGGUGGACCAUUGUUGCUGUACAACUGCACUUGUCUUGACCAUUGUCCAAGACAUGACACGCACACAGCCACGGAAACAGUACUCUAUUUGUGAAAGAAAAAGAUGACACGCUGUCUUGCCUCUGAAGUAUGUUGCAGGACUUGGUAACAGCAGUAGCACCUCGUAGGUAGUCCCAAAUGACACCUAAUUGCGCCCCUGAGUAUAUGGGGAUGGCACCCGGUGAGAUAUGUAGACCACGUGACUGUGAGUGGUGCAGCACAUCUGUACAUUUCAGCUGUAUACAGUUGGUACCAAGCAGUGUGCUACUACCUUCAACCUCUGUUGCAGUACCCACAAACAAAAGCAGCCUCACAUAACAGUGUGGCGGAAUGUCAAGUGUCUUGAUCACACCGAUAUCUGCAAACACACUCAUCAAAGCAAAGCAGCUUGUGAAUGUAUAACAUAUAUACGACAAUAUUUUAGUCUCCAAAAAUUUCCUGACAGAAGGAUGACCUCCAUGUGUCAAACCUUUGUGUUUAUAGAAAGCUUUAAAUAAAGCAGUUGAGACAUCCGCA